Rotaria sordida is the source of this 1623-nucleotide messenger RNA. Lineage: Eukaryota; Metazoa; Rotifera; Eurotatoria; Philodinida; Philodinidae. The record is from the annotation of a GenBank genome assembly.
AUGGAAAAUAAUUUUGAACAACUUAUUACUACACUUCAAACAUCUUCAUCAUACAAUGAUAAGCUUUGUGAAAUAAGAUAUAUUUUAGAAAAACAAAAUUCUGAAUUAUUAUCAUCAUUUAUUUCACAAUUCUAUCAAUCAAUACUCAUUCUUGAACAUUGGACAUGGCAAUUAUUUAGUCAAAAUUUUCAUCAAUGGAUUGAAAAACCAAAUUAUUUAGAAUUAUUUAGUACACUUGCAUUAUUUAAUAAGAAUUUAAUUUUUAAUUAUGAAGAUAUUGAAGCUAAUACGAAAUGUUCAUUACUUUUUCCUGAGACAAUUGAUUGUAUUAAUGCUAUAUUCGAAAAAUUUGAAAAAACAAAUGAUGAAAAUGAUCCAUUUAUUAGCAUAGUUAGUCUAUGGUAUGAUAAUCUCUACAAUUUCUUACAUGUUUAUCCUGAAUUUGAAAUGUCCACUAUCAUCAUUCAUAUCAAUCAUUAUAUGGCACGUAACUAUAUUAUGACUGAUCAAUAUAAAUUCUAUUUAAAUCAACUUCGUCAAUCACCAUUAUCACAAUCUAUAUUUACUACCAAACAGUUAUUCUAUAUUAAAACAUGUUCAUUUUUUGUAAGUCAAUAUUUAUUUGCAAAAGCUCCAGAUUUUCCUUAUACUCCUGAAGAAUUAAUGCAUCAUUUUGGUGUUGAUUACAUACAAAUAAUUCUUCUUCAUACUUAUACUAUAGAAUCAUGGAGUACACAAUUAUUGAGUUGUAUUACACGUCUUACAGCUCUUUUUUCUGCUUGUUGUUGGUGGGGAGGAGAAAAGGGAUCACAAAUAAAAAUUGUUUUUCCAACUGAAUUAGCAACUUGUGAAUAUAUCGAUGCACUUAUUCGUAUUAUUGAUUAUAAGCUAUUUUAUCAAUCGAUUACGAUACAACGAUCAAAUGAUCCAACAAUUCUUUUAGACAUAAUUUUAUUUCGUAUACUAAAUAUAGCACAAAAUGGAGAUUUUCUUUGGUAUCUACGUUCAAAGAUUUCGUUAUCAGAUACACUUUUUACUAUUGCUAAAAUAUCACCUUGUGAUAGAAUGCGUUUAUGUAUAUAUGUAAUAUUUGGUGAAAUUCUAUAUGAUGAAAGUUUGAAAGAUUUAAAAAUUUUUAAUAGUGCAAGUAGUUUAUUCUUUAAUAUACUUGAAGAAGCAUGGCAACAUCCAUCAAAAAAGUUUCAUCAAGUACCAAUAUUACUUAUAUUAAAAUGUUUGUUAAAUUUAUCAAAAACCGAUGCUUUUCAACAGCAGAUAGCUGACACAAAUAAAUUAUCAUUUUUAAUUGAAAUAUGUAAUCAAUAUCCACUAGUAUAUGAUAUUCUAUGGGCACUUUCAUUCAAUCAUGAUAUUCAAGAACAACUUCGUUUAAAUAUAUCAUUUAUAACAAAAUUAAUUUAUCUACCAAAAGAAUCUGAUAAUAAAAUACGAAAAAUUGCAUAUCGAAUAUUAUGGAAUUUAGAAAUAAAUCAUGAAGAUCGUACAAUAUUAAUAAUUGAUAAUAAAAAAAAAUUUGAAAUUAUGAUUAGUUAUUCACAUAAAGAUAAAAUUUUUUGUACACAAUUAUAUAAUGAACUUAUUAAUAUAGAUUAUCAUCUAUAG